Molecule: messenger RNA, 1402 nt
Organism: Gamsiella multidivaricata
Lineage: Eukaryota; Fungi; Mortierellomycota; Mortierellomycetes; Mortierellales; Mortierellaceae
Product: FAM72 protein-domain-containing protein
Exons: 3
Coding region: 309-1268 (319 amino acids)
Cellular component (GO): cytosol
Source: RefSeq, a predicted model, not a curated record
AACUGAGUUAUAGCUACUACAAACACUACCAUAGCACAUCCACCACCUUCAGCCACACACCACAGCUCUUCUCAUCCCUUUCUUGUACAAGGGUUAAUAUUAUAAAUAUCCUCCUUUUCUCAUUUUUUUAUCCCCUUCCGUCAUCUAUCACGUAGAUCACAAACAUCCACCCUAACCUUCACACUUUCUUCCCGCGCUGCCUUACAGGCUAUCUUUCAGUCCCCUAAACCUUCCCCCUGCUCAUCACGCCUUUAUUUCGGCCUUCCUUUUUUUUUUCUCUACGCGACAAAUAACCAAGCAAACACAUCAUGUCUUCCAGACCGUCUAAUCGUCUCAGCAUCGAAACAAACGCGGCCUCUGCAGCAGCGGCCGCGAGACGAAUGCUGCCAUCACCCAUGUCCUCUAUUAAUUCAAGGGCGCCGUUCCCACUAGAAGAGAUGGUUUCGACUACGAUCCUCUCCCAUCCACCAGCGCUCUCCAUUUCCCCCCUGCCCUACACUGCUAGUGACCAGUACGUGCAACAGCAUCCAUACCAGCAACACGUACCUCCUCAACCACAGCAGAGACAGCGGUACCGCAGCCUCUCAGGAAGCGGGGGACCACAAGCUACCCCUGGAACAUCCCCUUGGGGAGGGGAGCAAGACGUGCAGAACCCCGUUAUGAGCAGGCGGCCAAGCUUGCCAGUGAAUCAACAUCAAAUGUAUCAGCAACAUCGGCAUCAGCACUCACAACAAUACCAGAAUAACUACGCUCAACGUCAAUACCAUAGCGCACACCCAUCUAGUUACUCUCAUCAGCGGGAGCUGCUGAUGUCAAGAGACCAGCAGCAUCAAGAACUGCCAUUGACGCCUUCAACACCGUCAUCUAUCGCGCCAGUGGUGAGGCAUCCCCUCUGGAGGCUGGAGUGCUCUUCAUGCAAUACGACUUUAUGCGAGCAGGCAAUGCAGGGUCACUUGGUAGGAGAUCCCUCCAAAAAGUUAUUUUCAACAAAUUUAGCCACUGGUGUUUUGGGAUUGCCUGAUCGCCCAGUAUCCAUUAUCUGCCCGUGCAAAUUCCAUCUCUUUGCCUGUGCGAGCUGCGGGAGUGUCUGUGGCUACAACUUGAGCCAACCAUGUACAGGCUGCGAGACCAACCGGGGUAAUGGCCACUUCUGGAUCUUUUACGCACACGAGAUCAUCCCAUACUGGCGCACGAUCGGGGACCGCAACAUGUUCUGGGAUGAUUUGCCGCCGUGGAACAACAAGAUAGACGGCAAUGUCGGACGGUGAGAACCGAUUCCGGGAGCUUCCCUUCUCUAGUCCACAGAGCGACUGAUUCGCAUACAAUCGGCCCUCCUUUGCUCCAUUGCUCUAUACGUAUCAUGGGUAAUGAUCACCAUAGCACCUUCUCCUCCUUGAUCUUA